Phlebotomus papatasi is the source of this 2223-nucleotide messenger RNA. RefSeq lists its product as uncharacterized. Bases 1 to 2223 code for a protein of 740 amino acids. The transcript has 2 exons. NCBI's taxonomy places the organism in Eukaryota, Metazoa, Arthropoda, Insecta, Diptera, Psychodidae. The record is from RefSeq and is a predicted model, not a curated record. Gene Ontology annotation, biological process: proteolysis. Gene Ontology annotation, molecular function: aspartic-type endopeptidase activity.
AUGGAGGCGAAAUUCCUGAUGGAAGAAAAGCUCAAAGAAUUGUCGUCUGAUGACGAUAAGACUCAGCAUCCCGUGUCGGAUGGCCAAUCUUCGGAUGAAGAUGAUGCUGAGGCUCGUUCCUCAAGUGAUAAUUACAAAGCAGCAUUGAAGAUGCUAAAAGAAAGGUAUGACAAUAAGAGAGAAAUUAUUAUGAGUCAUAUCGACAUCCUGACUGAUAUGAAGGAAGUUGGCCAAAACAGUGCCACGGACAUUAUAACUCUUCAUGAUCAAAUUAACGAGGCCCUUGAGGGACUAAUAAGAGAUCAAGGAUGUUGUACUGAAAAUUGGGAUCCUUUAAUUAUUGGAUUCGCAAUAAAAAAACUGGAUGCAGAUGCUCUUAGAUACCUUGAGGAAUUGCUUCCCGAUCCAACUGAAAUGCCCACACUCGCACAAUUUAUGACUUUCCUACGCAAGAGGCACAGAGUGCUCAAAGCAAACGAUAAAGAGGAUUCAGGUGAUCCUGAAAGCAAGAAAAAAGGUACGAAGAAAGAAACCGUUAAAAAGUCACUUCAUCUCACCAGCAAGAUGGCUUGUUUUCUGUGCAAAGAAGCUCAUGGAAUAACAAACUGUCCGAAAUUCCAAGAGCUGACAUCUUACAACAAACGUCAAACAGCUUUUAAGCUUGAUCUUUACCUUAGUUGCUUGUCACAUAAAAAGGACAAGGAAUGUAAGAGCAAAAGGAAUUGUCAGCAUUGUGAUCAAAAGCAUCACACCUUGCUACAUUAUGAGAAAAAAUCUCAAGCUAAAGAAACUAAACCUAAGAAAACUGAUGCAUUAGUUCUAUCUACGGAUAAUCAGGAAGAACAGAAGGAUUCUGAAGAGUUUGAGGAUUCUGAGCAUGUCUCCCUGCAUACAAGCUCAACUUCGCCAUUAUUUCCUACAAUUCUCAUGAAAGCGAGAGCAAAUGGAGGAGAUUGGCAUUAUCUUCCUGCGCUGCUUGAUACAGGAUCUGGGGAUUCCUUCAUAUCAGAACGAGCAGCCCAAGAACUUUCGUUGCCACGCGAGAGAAUUAAUGCACCCAUUCGAGGAAUAGGUGGAAGUGCAGCUGCUGUCUCGAAACAUCAGGUUCAGAUCAUUCUAGCGCCGAGAUUUCCAUCAACUUAUAAACUUGAGGUUGGAGCACUUGUACUAUCCUCGCUCACAGGACUAUUACCACAACAACCUAUCAAAACUGAUUCAUACAAAGGAUUGAAGGUUGAUAACAUUCUGAUGGCAGAUCCAACAUUCAUGACACCAGGACCCAUAGACAUGAUCCUUGGUGCACAGAUUUAUGCAUCAAUUUUGAAGAAUGGGAUAAAAAGAUCAAACACUACUAGCGCACAGAACACAGAGUUUGGAUGGAACUUAACAGGAUCUCAUAGUCAAAAGAAACUUCCAGAAAGUAAAAUAAUUAGCAUGAUUUCGAUGGCUGAAAUUGAUCGAAAAUUACAGCUUUUCUGGGAAAUGGAUCAACACACAGAGCUACAUAGGGUGCUACAUCGUGUUGAAAAGGAGUUUGCAGAAACACAUUCAAGAACCGAAGAUGGACGAUAUGUAGUCCAAUUGCCAUUUAAAGGUUCGGAACUAGGAGAUUCAAAAAAGCAAGCAAUGGCUCACUUUAUUAAUAUGGAAAAGAAAUUCGCCACAAACGAGCAACUAAGAAAUGAUUACUCUGAAUUUAUUCAUGAGUAUAUUUCUUUGGGGCAUAUGUCGCUUGCACCUCCUGAUGGUGGAAAAUAUUAUUUGCCACAUCACGCGGUUUUUAAGAAAGAAAGUUCCACGACCAAGACGCGUGUUGCCUUUGAUGCGUCUUGUAAGACAUCAACAGGAAAAAGCUUGAAUUCAGUGUUGCAUGCUGGUCCAAAGCUGCAACAAAAUUUAAAUCAGAUUAUCAUACGUUGGUGUAAAUACAAGUACGUAUACACUGCUGACAUCGAGAAGAUGUUCAGGCAGAUAAUCGUAGCAGAAGAACACAGAGAUUACUUAAGAAUUCUGUGGAGAGACAGCCCUGAGCAACCAAUUCGUGAGUACAGGUUAAAUACGGUGACGUAUGGAACUGCACCGGCCACGUACUUGUCGGUGAAGGUUCUGAUGCAGUUGGCUGAAGACGAAGGAGCGCAAUUCCCUGCUGCUGUCGCCGCCAUAAAAGAGUUUUACGUCGAUGACGUAAUGACAGGGGCAGACACAGUGGAGGGUGCUCUUUAA